AGUACAUCUCCUGAUAAGAUACGCCAGUAUCAAACUAUUGUCAAGUUCAUCUUUCCGUUUCCAAUCAUAUCUCUAGUGUGUAGAAAAAUGUUCACGCGGCAAGCCACCAAAGUAUUACGCAGUCUGCGCAAAGAUAAAACUUGCGUAAGAAUCGAAAAACGGAAUCAUCCGAUCACUCGCAACUCUUCAACCAACGUUGUGAUAAUCGGCGGGGGCGCAAUGGGGGCCUCUGCGGCCUACUGGCUCACCCACAAAUCACCAGGUACUUGCACCGUCACCGUCGUCGAAAAAGACCCAACGUACGCCAAUUGCUCAACAAGCCGCUCAGUUGGAGGAAUAAGACAGCAAUUUUCAAUCCCCGAAAACGUACAAAUGUCCCUAUUCGGCGCAAAAUUCAUCCAAAACCUCAAAAACCAAUUCGGACCCGAAGCCGAUAUCGCGUACGCGCCCAACGGCUACCUUAUCCUAGCCAGCCCCCAAGGCGCCCCACAACUCGCCCAAAACUUCAAACUGCAGCAAGAACUAGGCGCUACUAACACACUCCUGAGUAAAGACCAGCUCCGGGAGAAGUUCAAGUGGCUGAACGUUGACGAUAUCGAGUUGGGGUCCAUGGGUUGUGAGAAAGAGGGCUGGUUUGAUCCCUGGGGGCUGUUGUCCUUAUUUAAGAGUGCCGCUGUUAGUAAAGGGGCACAGUUUGUUCAUGGAGAAGUCCAAAAUUUUGUUUUUACGAACGAUAAUAGCUUGAAAGGUGUAAAAGUCCGGUUACCGAACCGGGACGAAAAAAUAUUGGAGUUUGAUGCGUGCGUGUUGGCGGCGGGGGCGCAGUCCGGGGCUAUUGCCCGGAUGGCGGGGAUCGGCACGGGGGCGGGGGACUUAUCAGUAGCGCUUCCCGUCGAACCUAGGAAACGCUACGUUUAUCGCUUUGAUAGUCAAGGUAAAAAUGUUCCUCCGGUGAACUCGCCCCUAAUGAUCGACUACACGGGGGUGUAUUUUCGCAAAGACGGGCCUGUGUUCAUCGGGGGGCGCUCGCCUGACUCGGACGAGGAGCCCCAAGCCGAUAACUUAGAAGUUGAUUUUAGCUACUUUGACAAUACGGUGUGGCCACUUUUAGCCGCCCGUAUUCCGGCUUUUGAAAGUGUCAAAGUGCAAAGUGCUUGGGGCGGCUUUUACGAAUACAAUACUUUUGAUGCUAAUGGUUUUAUUGGGCCACACUGUACUUACGAUAAUUUAUUUUUUGCGACUGGAUUUAGCGGACACGGGAUUCAACAAUCGCCAGCUGUUGGUUUAGCGAUCGCUGAAUUGAUUCUGGAUGGACGGUUCAAGACAAUUGACUUGAAACGAAUGGGUUUUGAGCGGUUAAUGAAACAACAACCUCUGUAUGAAAUUGGAAUUUAUUAAGUUUACGAAUUUUAUAAAAUGAAUUCCAUGUGUAUAAUAAUGAAUGAACAAUUUCCGCAAAAUAAGACAUGUGACGAUGA
Molecule: messenger RNA, 1478 nt
Organism: Tribolium castaneum (red flour beetle)
Lineage: Eukaryota; Metazoa; Arthropoda; Insecta; Coleoptera; Tenebrionidae
Product: FAD-dependent oxidoreductase domain-containing protein 1
Exons: 4
Coding region: 88-1398 (436 amino acids)
Biological process (GO): mitochondrial respiratory chain complex I assembly
Cellular component (GO): cytoplasm
Molecular function (GO): oxidoreductase activity
Source: RefSeq, a predicted model, not a curated record